Messenger RNA from Helobdella robusta, 552 nucleotides. RefSeq lists its product as hypothetical. The record is from RefSeq and is a predicted model, not a curated record. Gene Ontology annotation, cellular component: membrane; intracellular membrane-bounded organelle. Gene Ontology annotation, molecular function: voltage-gated chloride channel activity. The transcript has 3 exons. The coding region runs from base 1 to 552 and encodes 183 amino acids. Gene Ontology annotation, biological process: chloride transport; transmembrane transport. Lineage: Eukaryota; Metazoa; Annelida; Clitellata; Rhynchobdellida; Glossiphoniidae.
AUGCGGAAACAGAUGUUCCACCCGGAAGCAAUAGGGGGAGGAGCCGUGGAGAUCAUCGCCUUCCUCAACGGGAUCAAAGUGCACCGGACGCUCUCCAUCAAGAAUUUAGUGGCCAAAUUUUCUGCAAACGUGUUGAGCGUGGGUAGCGGGCUGCCCACCGCGGUCCAAGGCCCCCUAAUUACUUACGGGUCGGUUGUUUUACAGAUCUAUUUCGCCAUCAUCGGAGCAGGGAUAGGCCAGUUCCAAUCGAAACCACGCAUGUUCACAACGGACGGUGUGGCUGCGGGCGUUUCGGCGGGGUUCCACUCCCCAAUAGGGGGCCUCCUAUUUGCCAUGGAGGACCUCUCUUCCUUUUGGAGCAAGCGCCUGAGUUGGCAGACGUUCUUUUGCAGUGUAGUGGCCACAAGUGUGGCCCAGAUGUUCAACACCGCGUUCAGUUACUUCAAAAUCACACGGCCCUUUGGAUAUUUUUUUAUGUCGGUAGGUAGGGCGUUUUGGUGGGGGUUUGGUGAGGAGGGGGUGAGUUUAGAGGCUUGCUUGCUCGUAAUUUGA